Messenger RNA from Didymella exigua CBS 183.55, 1050 nucleotides. RefSeq lists its product as uncharacterized. The record is from RefSeq and is a predicted model, not a curated record. NCBI's taxonomy places the organism in Eukaryota, Fungi, Ascomycota, Dothideomycetes, Pleosporales, Didymellaceae. The transcript has 2 exons. The coding region runs from base 153 to 758 and encodes 201 amino acids.
ACGAGUCGCAUUGCGCUAAGGAACGGUCUAGAUCGACACCCUCAACUCCCCGAUUCGAUUCCACGAGCUGAGCUGAACAUUCAUCUAUAACAUCGCGAGAUCCCUAGCAGACCCGCUGUCAGGUAUCAAUUACCAAAAACACCCCCAAGACCAUGUUGUUCGGCUUCAGUACCCUCGCUGCAAUCCUGACCGUCGGCAUUGUUCUUGCAGCACCGGCUCUGGACCAGUGGAACGAGGAGCCGCAACUCGAGGACAUCCAAUGCCGCUGCCUAACAUUCCGCGCCAACGAACAACCAACCACAUGCAAUUUCUUCGAGUCUGAAGGAUUCGGCUGGCGAUCCGCACAAAUUCUGGCAUCACAAUACGACAUCAAAGUACAGUUUGCAAGUAAGAGGACCAUCUCCAAGGUGCUGGCGAUCCCAGCUCCACUCCCAAGCGAUGUACUGCGGACCACGAGCACUGGCGAUGCGCAGUCGGCGUCGAGAGACGAAAGCGUCAGCCAGAACAAGAUCGUCUGCGGCUUUGAGAGGGAGGUUAGGCACAUGACCCACCGCCACCAGAUCGAGCCCCAUACCCACUUCAUAGGGCAAGUCAUCGCCUGGCUUGUGCUGAUGAUGGUUCUGUACGCCGCGGGCGAGUAUCUCUGGACGAGGUACACAUCCCGACGACCCAUCAAGCUGACGGGGGAGGAGAAGCCCCUCCAGGCCAGCUCGAGCAGUGUUUUGUCUGAAAAGGAAACACCCUCAGACUUCUCAUGAAGUAUCCUGCGUCUUCAACACAACAGCAAGCAACACUUGAAGCCAGCGAGCAUGGCACACCACACAGACAAGCAGUCUGUACCCUCCACGUCCGCACUCACGACGCAAAACACCACCAGCUCAUCUCACCACCCGGAAAGCCAUCACCCCGCCACGACAGCUCGAGACGAGCGUCCGCAAGCAGUCAGGCCGGGCGUCCCACCAGCGUCCCAGAUCGGCCGUGCGUCACCACGCACGCCCGUCAUCGCGGCCGUCGAUGGGGCACCAGAAACGGCGAACGCGAGAUGCCACU